AGGUGGGGUUACAAACCAGGAACACAUGCCCUCCAAGUUAGAUAGCUUUUUUUCCUCUUUAAUUGCCGUUUAAACACACAUGCUCUCACAUAACACAGAAGGUGAGAGCUGAAUGAAGUUUUCUGGGUAAUGGCAUGAAAUGUUUUCCUUAUGAGAAGUGGUGUUGAGUUACAGCGUGCAGACGGAGAACGGGGAGGAGAGAAACAGCAGUCUCAAUCUGGCCCCCACCUUUUCUUGGGCUUGUAGGAAGGUAGACAUGGGCUCCCGGAGACAAGACAAGUGAUAUGUUGAACUAUUCGGUGGCUGGAAUCAACUGCUCCUGGAGUGACCUAAGGCCAGUGUUUACCAGAACUUAGCCAGGGCCAGCCAAGCAGGCACAGAUGCUCUGCUAUGAAAUGCCACGCAGGCAGAGACUGACAAGCGGUAGGAACUGAGCUUUCCCCUUGGACUGCUGCUUCCUGCUGUGUUCAGGGGAGGGGGUCACUUUCUGGCAACUCUGCUGCUGCUGCUGCUGCUGCUGCUGCUGCUGCUGCUACUUCAGCUCCCUCUCCACUCAAGGUAAGCAGGCUAAGGGAGGGCAGGCUGCUAGGGAAAGCUUUGUACCAUGAACAGGAUCCGAAAGUUUUUCCGAGGAAGUGGGCGAGUCUUGGCAUUUAUCUUUGUAGCUUCUGUCAUCUGGCUGCUCUUUGACAUGGCAGCUCUCCGCCUCUCAUUCAGUGAGAUCAACACUCGGGUCAUCAAGGAAGACAUUGUGAGGAGGGAGCGGAUAGGAUUCAGAGUUCAGCCAGACCAAGGGAAAAUUUUUUACAGCAGCAUAAAAGAGAUGAAACCUCCCCUAAGGGGACAUGGGAAAGGGGCAUGGGGCAAAGAGAACGUUAGAAAAACUGAGGAGAGUGUGCUCAAGGUUGAGGUGGACUUGGACCAAACCCAGAGGGAAAGAAAAAUGCAGAAUGCCCUGGGAAGGGGCAAGGUUUUGCCGUUGUGGCAUCCUGCACAUCUGCAGACCCUCCCUGUGACUCCUAACAAGCAGAAGACAGACGGGAGAGGCACCAAACCUGAAGCCUCCUCUCACCAGGGGACACCAAAGCAAACGACAGCUCAGGGGGCUCCAAAGAUCUCAUUCAUAGCAGCAAAAGGAACUCAGGUAGUCAAAAUAUCAGUACACAUGGGACGUGUCAGUUUGAAACAGGAGCCCCUGAAGAGUCAUAGUCCCAGCAGUGACACAUCAAAACUAGCAGCUGAAAGGGACUUGAAUGUGACCAUCAGUCUUAGUACUGACAGACCAAAGCAGCGAUCACAGGCAGUAGCAAAAGAGAGGGCACACCCUGCCAGCACAGCAGUGCCGAAGUCUGGGGAAGCCAUGGCCUUAAACAAAACUAAGACUCAGAGCAAAGAAGUCAAUGCAAAUAAACACAAAGCCAAUAGGAGUCUUCCUUUUCCUAAGUUCAUUGUCAAUUCAAAUCGCUUAAGGAAGCAAUCUAUUAAUGAGACACCUUUGGGAAGUUUGUCAAAGGAUGAUGGAGCUAGAGGGGCUCAUGGGAAGAAACUCAAUUUCUCUGAAAGCCAUUUUGUGAUUAUAACCAAAGAGGAAGAGCAAAAGGCAGACCCCAAAGAGGUCUCUAAUUCUAAAACCAAAACAAUUUUUCCUAAAGUAUUGGGUAAAAGCCAAGGUAAACACAUUUCCAGGAAUAGAAGUGAGAUGUCUUUCUCUUCACUUGCUCCACAGAGAGUACCACUGUCCCAAACUAACCAUGCUUUAACUGGAGGGCUAGAGCCAGCAAAAAUCAACAUAACUGCCAAAGCCCCCCCUACAGAAUACAACCAGAGUCAUAUAAAAGCCCUUUUACCUGAAGACAGUGGAAUGCACCAGGUGUUAAGAAUUGAUGUGACACUUUCUCCAAGGGACCCCAAAGCUCCAGGGCAGUUUGGGCGUCCUGUAGUUGUCCCCCAUGGAAAGGAGAAGGAGGCAGAAAGAAGAUGGAAAGAAGGAAACUUCAAUGUCUACCUUAGCGAUUUGAUCCCAGUGGAUAGAGCCAUUGAAGACACCAGACCUGCUGGAUGUGCAGAGCAGCUAGUUCACAAUAACCUCCCAACCACCAGUGUCAUCAUGUGCUUUGUGGAUGAAGUGUGGUCCACUCUCCUGAGAUCUGUUCACAGUGUCCUCAAUCGCUCUCCUCCACACCUCAUCAAGGAGAUUCUGCUGGUAGAUGACUUCAGCACCAAAGACUAUCUAAAAGAUAACUUGGAUAAAUACAUGUCCCAGUUUCCAAAAGUUCGGAUUCUUCGCCUCAAAGAGAGACAUGGCUUAAUAAGGGCCAGGCUGGCAGGAGCACAGAAUGCAACAGGUGACGUGUUGACAUUUUUAGAUUCUCAUGUGGAAUGUAACGUUGGUUGGUUGGAACCUCUUCUGGAAAGAGUUUAUUUAAGUAGAAAGAAAGUGGCCUGUCCAGUAAUCGAAGUCAUCAAUGAUAAGGAUAUGAGUUACAUGACAGUGGAUAACUUUCAAAGAGGCAUCUUUGUGUGGCCCAUGAACUUUGGUUGGAGAACAAUUCCUCCAGAUGUCAUUGCAAAAAACAGAAUUAAAGAAACUGAUACAAUAAGGUGCCCUGUCAUGGCUGGUGGAUUGUUUUCUAUUGACAAAAGUUACUUUUUUGAACUCGGAACAUACGACCCUGGCCUUGAUGUUUGGGGUGGGGAAAAUAUGGAGCUCUCAUUCAAGGUGUGGAUGUGUGGUGGUGAAAUUGAGAUCAUUCCCUGCUCCCGAGUGGGCCAUAUAUUCAGAAAUGACAAUCCAUAUUCCUUCCCCAAAGACCGGAUGAAGACAGUGGAGCGGAACUUGGUGCGGGUUGCUGAGGUCUGGCUGGAUGAGUAUAAGGAGCUGUUCUAUGGCCAUGGAGACCACCUCAUCGACCAAGGGCUAGAUGCUGGCAACCUCACCCAGCAAAGGGAGCUGCGAAAGAAACUGAAGUGCAAAAGUUUCAAAUGGUACUUGGAGAAUGUCUUUCCUGACUUAAAAGCUCCCAUUGUGAGAGCUAGUGGUGUGCUUAUUAAUGUGGCUUUGGGUAAAUGCAUUUCCAUUGAAAACACUACAGUCAUUCUGGAAGACUGCGAUGGGAGCAAAGAGCUUCAACAAUUUAAUUACACCUGGUUAAGACUUAUUAAAUGUGGAGAAUGGUGUAUAGCCCCCAUCCCUGAUAAAGGAGCUGUAAGGCUGCACCCUUGUGAUAACAGAAACAAAGGGCUAAAAUGGCUGCAUAAAUCAACAUCAGUCUUUCAUCCAGAACUGGUGAAUCACAUUGUUUUUGAAAACAGUCAGCAAUUAUUAUGCUUGGAAGGAAAUUUUUCUCAAAAGAUCCUGAAAGUAGCUGCCUGUGACCCAGUGAAGCCAUAUCAAAAGUGGAAAUUUGAAAAAUAUUAUGAAGCCUGAAGUGUAACUGAUGUUUUUAUAUAGUAAACCCAUUAAAUACUGUGAAAAUAACACUGAACUUGGUAACUAUAUUUCUCAGCGGUAGUUUAAAUUUUCAAUUUUAAUAGCAUUUGAAUGGAAGAUUUUUAAUAAAUGACAAUAUUUGGAAUACCAAAAGAUAACUCAGGAAAACAGUCCAACAUUGGACUGAAGUCUUUCUUCAGAACUGGGUGGCCUUUUGAAUUGCCUGCUUUCCACCCUAUGCUAGACCUCAUCCUGCAAAUUUCCCUGUGAAAGCUAACAGGUAACUGGAAAUGAAGACAGAAGGACUUGGGAAAGCAUGAAGAUAUUCCCAAUGACAAUGUUUGAUAAUAAUCAGCUCUUCUGGCCCAUAAGUAGGAAUGAUCAAUGAGAACUUAACUUAGUCCUUUAUUUGGGGAUUUUUUCAUCAAACAAAAAUUUCUUGAGUUCUUAUGGCUAGAAGACCUCAGAUGCCCACAGCUAUCACGUUUGUGAAAUCCCUCCUGACUACAUGCGUGCUUACCUAACAGUCUGAAAUAGUAUUGAUCUACUGCUGGUAACCCUGCUUGAUGGCAGCAUUUUGAUCUAAAUUACGUAAUAGUUUUUCCCAAUCUGAAUCAGUGGAAAAAAAUUUAAGUGAGGAAGAAGAGGCCUUCAAAUGCUUAUUUAAUUCUAGGUAUGAACACUGUUUCAGCUCAUUUUGUGCUUUUAAAACUACAAUUUUAAAGAUUUGUGAUACCAAUAACUUCCUAGAUUCGUGUGGAUUUUUUUUAAAGGCAAUGAAAAAAGGCUGGAUUAUAACACACUGUAGUAACCAAAAAUGCAUUUAAGCAUUGAAUGCACUCUAGUGCAGGGCCAAGUAAGAGGAGUUGAAAUGAGUAAAGCAGAAAUAGAGCUGCUGAAAGUUUCUUUUAUAUAAAAAUAAUAAAAUACUACUUUAGAUAUAGUAGCAUUCACAGGGAUGAAAUAUGCUAAAAAUGGGUUCUAAAAUAUUUCAAAGGGAAAAUAAAGUGAAGGAAACAUCAUGAAAGGGGAAAGGAAUGAGGUAAACAAGUCUUAGGAAGAGAGUUAAGAAAAAAUUCCCCUGGACUCGGCCAAAGAAA
This is a messenger RNA of Pongo pygmaeus (Bornean orangutan), 4530 nucleotides long. RefSeq names its product polypeptide N-acetylgalactosaminyltransferase 5 (gene GALNT5). NCBI's taxonomy places the organism in Eukaryota, Metazoa, Chordata, Mammalia, Primates, Hominidae. The coding region runs from base 605 to 3427 and encodes 940 amino acids. The transcript has 10 exons. The record is from RefSeq and is a predicted model, not a curated record. Gene Ontology annotation, cellular component: Golgi apparatus. Gene Ontology annotation, biological process: protein O-linked glycosylation. Gene Ontology annotation, molecular function: polypeptide N-acetylgalactosaminyltransferase activity.